GCGGCCCGCAAGGCCAAGGCGGGUGCCAAGGGCGGCGCCUCCUCGGCCAGCGGGUUCGCGCCCGGGGCCAGCUGCUUCCUCGGCGCCGGGGUCUCCAAGGCCAGCCUGUGUAUCCCGUCGGAGAUUCUCGACUGCAUCGCUGAUCAGAUGAAGACCGAGGCCACCGUCCGCAAGGGCGUCGCCAG
Molecule: messenger RNA, 185 nt
Organism: Prorocentrum cordatum
Lineage: Eukaryota; Dinophyceae; Prorocentrales; Prorocentraceae
Source: the annotation of a GenBank genome assembly